UUAUCACAAUAGUAUUGGAAAAGGCGAACGGCUUACGGCAGGCGAAUCCAUCCCCUAGGAGGCGGUCGGCGCAUGCGCGGCGCCACGACACCCGCCGCAGUACAAAUCCAAGACUCGUAGUCAGCGCACGUAGCAACGCCUACGAACCCGUAGCGGCGCCGUAGCUCGUAGCACCCUCUAAUGACUUACAACACUUCAAGUGCUAAAGUGAUUUGAAAGUGAACAUUACAGUGUAGGUAAUAAAGGGAGGCAACGACAUUUUGUGCUUUUCCGUUUGGGAUAAGUUUCGAUGAAGUAAUAAUAUAAGGAACACGAAUAACGGCCGUAACAAAGUUCCCUUUGUUUGUUGUGUGGCUCUGUUUGCUUCGGGAUUUUCGGCGAAUUUAAGUAAUUUCGUAACAAGGUAUAAAGCAGACGGAAUGUUGAACGAAGAGGCGGUGGCGCGGUGAAGGUGGAGGCGACAUGAGCGCGGUCACGCUGCGGGCGGACGGCGCGGGCGACUCAACGCCCGGCUCCGACGUCGGCGAGCGGAUCACGCGUCUCUUCCCCAAGUGCCGCCCUAAGAACAUGCAGCACCAGCACGAUAGAUUAAACUCCGGCCUGGAGGCCCGAGACGCGAACAAUGCCUCCUCCGACGAGGAGAGAGGCGACGGCCAGCUCGUCAUUCUCAACUCCAAAGGCGGAACAUACAAACUCAGAGAUUCUAGGAUAAUAGAAAUCGCAGGAGGUCGCGAGCUGUACUCUCAGAGUCGAACGAAAGCAGUGCGUAAGUUAAGGCACAACAACACCCACAAACACAACUUGAGGAACAAGGUGCGGUCCCUUGGCAAAGACACCAUCGACCACGGAGUCGACAAUAUUAACAAUGAGAUUUCCAUUCACAGACUGAACAGUGAACAAAAGAAAAUCAUCCGACACACGUCCCCUACGUAUACGAAUGGCGACCGUGACCCUAUCGAACAGAACUCCAUGGGAAUACCAAAGAAUAGCUCACCAAUACUGGACCCCCAUAAGACGACCGAUGUCAGCACGAAAAGCAGUCCCAUAGCCGUGGUCGCUGAUGGAGAAGUCAUGGUGCUCGAUGAGAACGAUGAUUGGAAAGUGAUAUUGAAUUCUGUGUCCCUAGGUUUGAGGACCGAACCGGACCCUAGUGACAAUGACAUUGACAUGAGUGUUAAAAGAACUAUAGAUCAUAUCAAAAAUGGUGAUAGUGAUAUGUUGAACAACAAGAGUGAAAUGAGUUGUGACGGCGCCAGUGAUUCGUCUCGUUCGGGUGAGGAUAUGAGGAAUGUCAGUCCUUCGGGGGUUUGGAUGUCGGGCGACGAGGAUAAGGGCAGGGUGACGCGCGUCAUCGGAGAACUGCCGAUUGCGGAAUACGAGGGAUCGCCGCGGAGGUACGGGGUCGGAACUCAGAAGACGACCAGGUCACCGAGGCCUGGAUUUCCGCAGCGAGUAGUGACAGAGAGCAGGGAUAUCACCCCACCAGGCAGUUCGACGGCUUUCGACUACCUCUACGAGUUCUCGGAGACGAGGAAGGUUCUGGAGGAGUUCUUCAGAUGUCCCACGUUGCCAGUGCAGACGCAACUCAACGCUAACGACGAGGUCGUCAAUUUUCAGGAUUUGGACUACGAACUGAAGCGUCAGACGCAGGAGUGCCCCUCGGAGAACGGAAUGGACGGUAGCGAGUCGGAAUGGCCCCAAGUGACCGAACCGCUUGACUCACCGCACACUGUCAACAAUCACACUAAUUUCCUCGGGCUACAGCAACAGAGAUCUGUGUACACGGAGCCGAUCGUCCACGGGCUGACCGCGGAGGGCGCGUGGAGCGGCUCCGGGUCGCCGGGCGCGCGCCGCCUCCCCUUCGCGCUGUCCACGGACUCCAGCGAGACCGGGAGCGAGAUGUCGCUGAUGCCCGUCGACACGCAGCUCUCCGACGUAAAAGGACUCGGGAUACGAACUCAGAACUCGGAGACGAGAAUGUCCAUAAUGGAAAAUGAACUUUCUGAAAUGAAAGUACAAAUGGAUGCCAGUCGCGCCGGCGUCGUGACGAAGCUGCCAUUGGUCGAAGACGGCCUAUCCUCCGGCCACGCUUCCGACAAUGACAAUAACAAUCAAAUGCAACAGACUCAUUCGGUCGUAAUAACGGAAAUCGUAGAGAACGGAACCAGCACGGAACCCCACUUACUGUCGGACGCCGAUCUACAUUCUUUAGAUCCACUCGUGGCGUGCGGCGAAGCGGCUCCCCCGCCCCCCGCGCCGGCGCCUCACCGCCCCGCCGCCUCCCCGCCCUCCGCGCACCAAGACGUCUACCCUUCAAGGAAAAGGCCUGCCUCGCCUCAAAGCACUGAAUCCGUUGAAAUCAAACCUCCAAGCGGCGACGAAGACGAAGCUGAUACCGAUCUCGAAACCGAUCGGCUGCUCGGUCAGCAGAGGACCGACGACCAGGGCUUCUUCGACGAUAAAGGUUGGCGGAAACCGAAAUCCCGGACGGUGAUGCCCGCGGGCAGCGGGUCCGGCUCGGCGCGCUCCCCGCCUCACGCUCACGACGCCGCCGACAACAAAGACGAGGAGAAUCUUCAUAAUGGAAAGGACAAAGACGGAAAGAAGAAGAGCAAAAACAAGGAAGAAACAAUACGUUCAGUUCUGAUCGAAGGUGUCUUAUUCCGAGCUCGUUACCUCGGCUCCACCCAGCUCGCUUGCGAGGGUCAGCCGACGAAGGCAACUCGGAUGCUCCAGGCCGAAGAAGCGGUCUCCAGGAUUAAGGCAUUGGCACCCGAGGGCGAGAACCAACCGAGCACCGAAGUGGAUCUGUUCAUUUCAACGGAAAAAAUAAUGGUUUUAAACACGGAACUGAAAGAGAUCAUGAUGGACCAUGCCCUCAGAACGAUAUCGUACAUCGCCGAUAUAGGGGACCUGGUGGUUCUGAUGGCGAGGCGACGUUUCGUUCCGCACGAAAAUGAUUCCGAUCAACCGAAACUGAACCGUACGCCGAAGAUGAUAUGUCACGUUUUUGAGAGCGAGGAGGCCCAAUUCAUAGCGCAGUCGAUUGGCCAAGCGUUCCAAGUGGCCUACAUGGAGUUCUUAAAGGCAAACGGAAUCGAAGACCACAGCUUCGUCAAGGAGAUGGAUUAUCAAGAGGUGCUGAACAGUCAGGAGAUAUUCGGUGAUGAACUCCAGAUGUUCGCGAAAAAGGAAUUGCAAAAAGAGGUGGUAGUACCGAAGACUAAAGGCGAGAUCCUGGGCGUGGUGGUGGUGGAGUCCGGGUGGGGCUCCAUGCUGCCCACCGUGGUCAUCGCCAACCUCGCGCCCGCCGGCGCCGCCGCGCGCUGCGGACAACUCAACAUAGGCGAUCAAAUAAUAGCAAUUAAUGGAGUAAGCCUCGUCGGUCUGCCUCUGUCGACCUGUCAAACUUACAUAAAGAACUCUAAAAACCAAACUGUAGUGAAACUUACCGUGGUACCGUGCGCUCCCGUCGUUGAGGUCAAGAUAAAACGGCCGGACACUAAAUACCAAUUAGGCUUUAGCGUUCAAAAUGGUGUGAUAUGCAGCUUACUCCGCGGCGGCAUAGCGGAGCGCGGCGGCGUGCGCGUGGGACAUCGCAUCAUCGAGAUCAACUCGCAGAGCGUGGUCGCCGUGCCGCAUGAGAGGAUCGUCAACCUGCUCGCCACCUCCGUCGGAGAGAUCUUAAUGAAAACGAUGCCGACGUCGAUGUUCAGACUGUUGACUGGCCAGGAGAAUCCGGUGUUCAUAUAACCGCGCGCGCCGACCACACACAAGUGCCUGCUUCACCCACACAGCCUCCUCAACCGCUGCAACUCACCCUCGGAUCGUAUCUUACCCUUAGAAUAUUCACUACUGAAUUAUUGUCAUGAAAAUUUCAGCCAAUGCUUCCAUAAGUAAAAUUAUCAAUAGUUGCGGACAAGGUCUCUUUAUAUUUCAAGUAAGUAGCGUUGGUACACACUCCACCAGCAUUCAGAGACGUAACGCGUUUGUUUCACUUGGCUAUAUACCGCAAAUGAUAUAAUUUGAGGUAUAUGUACUUAUUAAUUUCAAGGCACAGAGAACGUCAAAUCAAAAUGGACGUGUUCAUUAUCACGUCAACAAAAUGGCGACUCAUUUGACAAAGAAAUGGAUUACAAUUUUUUUUUGUCAUUUGGAAUUUCAAAUUCUGCAUACGAAUCUACGUUUAAAUUAAUUUUGAAGACAGCGCCAUCUGUUAUUGUUUUCCUGUUACUAGUUGCGCCACACAAUCCGAACGAUCCGAGGCUGGUGUAAGCUUUGCUGUCAAAAAAUACUCAAAAAACAAAAACAAUGUGAUGUAAAACUUUUCUAAAUGCUUACAAACGCUUUCGUGGCUACUAAAAUAAGUACGUAUAUAUAUCGUGUAAGUUUAAUUAAAAUAUUUGCUGCUAAUUCUAAAUGAAAGGAGAUUACAAUAAAUAUUUUUAUGCUUUCAUCAAAUGUUGUUAGCAGCAAAUAUGAACGUAGCUCUUGCUGUUCGUCUCUUUCUCUCAAUCGAAUAGAAUAUAGAGCGAAAGAGACAGAAAUCGUUCGAGGGUUACGUUCGGAGGUGAUAAAAAAUAUAAUCGUCAUGACAAUGUGUAUACAUACUCCACUUAUGUAUGUGAAUGUGUUUUUGUAAAUCAAAUAUCAAAUUCACUCAUAUCUGCUUAGAUAUUAAUUAAAUAUAUUAAGUGUAAGUUGAGUCACUAAAUGCUUCUCGUCAAUACAUUUUAAAAUUCUGUUUGCUUUGAUAAACAGCAAUGUGUUAAUUGAAUGAAUUCAUGAGAGAUUUGAUUUGAUCUGAAAAUAAUACCUUAUUUAUAAAGUCGUAAAGUCUAAAUCACACAAUAUUCUUCAAAUCGUUACUGUUUUUCAAUUAUUAUAGUAUUGUUCAUUUGAAAAAGGAGUCAAAUUUUAAUUCGCUAAUGUCUAAAUUGACCAGUACGGCAAUUUAUAUUUUAAUAGAACAAAGUUUGAUUUGAUGCUGUUUUACAAGUACUUAUUCGAAUU
This is a messenger RNA of Bombyx mandarina (wild silkworm), 5013 nucleotides long. RefSeq lists its product as uncharacterized. Gene Ontology annotation, biological process: chemical synaptic transmission. The record is from RefSeq and is a predicted model, not a curated record. Gene Ontology annotation, cellular component: cytoplasm; plasma membrane; dendritic spine. Gene Ontology annotation, molecular function: protein binding. NCBI's taxonomy places the organism in Eukaryota, Metazoa, Arthropoda, Insecta, Lepidoptera, Bombycidae.